AGGCUGUCACUCAGGUGGCGGUGGCGGAGGCCGGGCUAAGACGUGGCCCGGGGAACGCGGCUGGUUGUCCAGGCCCUGGGGGAGACGACGGGUCACUAGGCCGUCCUCAUUUUGGUGGAGGGCGCCGAGCUACAGGAGAGGCGGGCGCCGGAAUCUGCACCUCCAUGCCCGCGCGCAGGGCGGUCCGCUGAUGGAGCGCGCCACCCGCUCCGGGCCGCUGGCGCGGGCUCUGCUGCUACCUCUGCUGCUGGGGCUGAUCGUGAGGACCGUGGCCGCCAGGCGCGCCCCCGAGGUCCCUGCACCGAGGGCGGAGGCGGCAUUUGGUCUGGGGGCUGCAGCCGCUCCCACCUCCGCCGCGCGGGUGCCGGCCAGCGGGGCCGGGACUACGGCCGAAGUGACGGUGGAGGACGCAGAGGCGCUGCCGGCUGCCGCGAGCGAUCCGGAACCGCGGGAGCCGGAACCCGACGAUGAGGCCGAGCUGCGGCCACGCGGCAGAUCAUUAGUGAUUAUCAGCACUUUAGAUGGACGAAUUGCAGCCUUGGAUCCUGAGAACCAUGGUAAAAAGCAGUGGGAUUUGGAUGUGGGAUCUGGCUCCUUGGUUUCAUCCAGCCUGAGCAAACCAGAGGUAUUUGGGAAUAAGAUGAUUAUUCCUUCCCUGGAUGGAGACCUCUUCCAGUGGGACCGAGACCGUGAGAGCAUGGAAACAGUUCCUUUUACAGUUGAAUCUCUUCUCGAAUCUUCCUAUAAAUUUGGGGAUGACGUUGUUUUGGUUGGAGGAAAAUCUCUCACUACAUAUGGACUCAGUGCAUACAGUGGAAAGGUUAGGUACAUUUGUUCAGCUUUGGGUUGUCGCCAAUGGGAUAAUGAUGAAAUGGAGCAAGAAGACAUCCUGCUUCUGCAACGAACUCAGAAAACUGUUCGAGCUGUUGGACCUCGUAGUGGAAAUGAAAAGUGGAAUUUCAGUGUUGGCCACUUUGAACUUCGGUAUAUUCCAGACGUGGAAACUAGAGCCGGAUUUAUUGAAAGCACUUUAAAACCCAGUGGGGACAAAGAAGAGUCUAAAAUUAUUUCAGAUGUGGAAGAACAGGAAGCUGCCAUGAUGGAUACAGUGAUAAAGGUCUCGGUAACUGAUUGGAAGGUCAUGGCAUUUAAUAAGAAGGGAGGACAUCUGGAAUGGGAAUAUCAGUUCUGCACUCCCAUUGCAUCUGCCUGGUUGGUAAAGGAUGGCAAGGUCAUUCCCAUCAGUCUCUUUGAUGAUACAAGUUACACAUCUAACAACAAAGUUUUAGAUGAUGAGGAAGACAUUGUGGAAGCCGCCCGCGGAGCCACAGAGAGCAGUGUUUACCUGGGAAUGUACAGAGGCCAGCUAUAUCUGCAGUCAUCAGUAAGGAUUUCAGAAAAGUUUCCAACGAAUCCCAAGGCCUUAGAAUCUGUUAAUAAUGAAAAUGCAAUUAUUCCUCUGCCAACGAUCAAAUGGAAACCCUUGAUUCAUUCUCCUUCCAGAACACCUGUGUUGGUAGGAUCUGAUGAAUUUGACAAAUGUCUUAGUAAUGAUAAGUUUUCUCAUGAAGAGUACAGUAAUGGUGCACUUUCAGUCUUGCAAUAUCCAUAUGAUAAUGGUUACUAUCUACCAUACUACAAGAGGGAGAGGAGCAAACGGAGCACACAGAUCACAGUUCGAUUUCUGGACAACCCCAGUUACAACAAGAACAUCCGCAAAAAGGAUCCUGUUCUCCUCUUACACUGGUGGAAAGAAAUAGUUGGAACUAUUCUCUUUUGUAUCAUAGCAACCACUUUUAUUGUGCGCAGGCUUUUUCAUCCUCAUCCUCACAGACAAAGAAAGGAGUCUGAAACUCAGUGUCAAACAGAAAAUAAAUAUGAUUCUGUCAGUGGAGAUUCUAAUGACAGUAGCUGGAAUGACAUAAAAAGUUCUGGUUAUGUUUCACGAUAUUUAACAGAUUUUGAACCAGUCCAGUGCAUGGGUCGUGGUGGAUUUGGCGUUGUCUUUGAAGCUAGAAACAAAGUAGAUGACUGCAAUUAUGCCAUCAAGAGAAUUCGUCUCCCCAACAGGGAGUUGGCUCGGGAAAAGGUUAUGCGAGAAGUGAAAGCCUUAGCCAAGCUUGAACAUCCAGGAAUUGUGAGAUACUUCAAUGCUUGGUUGGAAACACCGCCAGAGAAGUGGCAGGAAAAAAUGGAUGAAAUCUGGCUGAAGGAUGAAAGCACAGACUGGCCUCUCAGCUCUCCUAGCCCAAUGGAUGCGCCAUCAGUCAAAAUACGCCAAAUGGACCCUUUUUCUACAAAGGAACAUAUUGAAAUCAUAGCUCCUUCCCCCCGAAGAGGCAGGUCUUUUUCAGUAGGCAUCUCCUGCGGGGAGACAAGUUCUUCUGAGAGCCAGUUCUCACCACUGGAAUUUUCAGAAACCGACCACGGAGACGUCAGCGAGUCGGUGGAUGCAGUGUACAACCUCCAGGACAGUUGCCUUACAGACUGUGAUGCGGAAGAUGGUACCGUGGAUGGCAACGAUGAGGGGCACUCCUUUGAACUUUGUCCUUCUGAAACUUCUCCCUACAUACGGUCCGGGGAGAGAACCUCGUCUUCUAUAGUAUUUGAAGAUUCUGGCUGCGACAAUGCAUCCAGUAAAGAACUCAAAACAAACCGACUGCAUCUUGGCAACCACUGUGCUAAUAAACUUGCUGCUUUGAGGCAUUCCACUAGCCAGUCAUCCUCUGAACCCACCCUGUCUAUUUCUCCACCAAGGCCAACGUCUCUAAGUUUAGAUCUCACAAAGAACUCCGCAGAGAAACUCCAGCCCAGUUCCCCAAAGGUGUAUCUUUACAUCCAGAUGCAGCUAUGUAGGAAGGAAAACCUCAAAGACUGGAUGAACAGUCGUUGCACCAUCGAGGAGAGAGAGAGGAGCAUGUGUCUGCACAUCUUCUUGCAGAUCGCAGAGGCAGUGGAGUUUCUGCACAGCAAGGGGCUCAUGCACAGGGACCUCAAGCCUUCCAACAUUUUCUUUUCAGUGGAUGAUGUGGUCAAGGUCGGAGACUUUGGACUCGUGACUGCAAUGGACCAAGAUGAGGAAGAACAGAUGGUUCUGACUCCCAUGCCAGCAUAUGCCAGGCACACAGGACAAGUGGGGACAAAACUGUACAUGAGCCCCGAGCAGAUUCAUGGAAACAGCUACUCUCACAAAGUGGACAUCUUCUCCUUAGGCCUCAUUCUGUUUGAGCUGCUCUACCCAUUCGGCACUCAGAUGGAGAGAGUCAGGAUUUUAACUGAUGUAAGAAACCUCAAAUUUCCACCACUUUUUACUCAGAAAUAUCCUCGUGAGUCUGCAAUGGUUCAGGACAUGCUGUCUCCUUCACCCACUGAACGGCCGGAAGCGACAGACAUCAUUGAAAAUGCUGUAUUUGAGGACUUGGAGUUUCCAGGAAAAACAGUGCUCAGACAGAGAUCCCGCUCCUUAAGUUCAUCAGGGACAAAACAUUCCAGACAUCCCAGCUUCUCCCACAGCCCUUUGCCAAGCAGCUUCUCUUAGGCUGGACUCGGUCCCCGUCCGAGUUUCCAGAAUCGUGGACUUAAAAUUUGGUUUCUUUGCUCACUGUUGUUUCCGGCUACUUUGGCUAAGUUAAAAAUAGAACAGAGGUGGGGAGGGGACUUGCCCUAAUGUGAAUGAGCUUUUGAUUUCUGCUCUGCUCAAGGAGAGGACCUGUCUCUUACUUAGGUGUGGUCCGUAAUCUUCGUUUGUCUCUUGGGACUGGCUGACCAAGCUUUCUCACCCUCACCUUUUGCCAAGGGAGGUAGAAGCACUCUCUAAAAUAGAGAGGAAAACAUUAAAGUGGAAAUAUUUUUAUAGUACAGGAGAAUGAAAAUUCCUACGUGUGGUGACUUUAUUGUUCUAGGAAUAUGCCUCCUGGAGACUUGGUGGUGACUUUGAAACUGAUUUUCCAAAAAAGCUGACUCCAUUUUUGUCCCUGGUGGGUAAAUUUGGAAUAUGCACUAUUUUGGAUGAAAAGUAGCACAAAUUGCCUAAUGUUGUAUGUCCAUAGCUAGUUUUAUAGUGGCUUUUAUAGCAUUAAGUAGUUUUAUCCCUUAGGUUCUAGGGAUAGUUCAAGCUUUCCAUACUUUUACCUCCAAUGAAAGGAAAAUGAAGCGUUUUUGGUAUAAAUUGGUCAAAACUUCUGGUUUGGGAAAGAAAAAUGGCCUUAGUAAAAAAUGAAUUAUAUAUUACAACUAAUUUCUUCAAUUAAUGGACUUUUUAAACCUAAUGAAACUUUAAAUGUCUUAUAUGUCAUCUAGUAGGUUGGUAUUUUUCCAAAACUGAUUAUAGUUAAGUUUAAUCAUCUAAUUUGCUAACAUGUUUUUAUUUUUCAUUGUAAAUAUGUUUAUUUUUUAUUUAUAAAAAUUCCAAACUCAAUCCAUUUGGGUUGGUGGUGUACAGAACACACUUAAGUGUGUUAACUAUUGUGACUUCUUUCAAGUCUAAAUGAUUUAAUAAAAUUUUAAAAUAUU
Messenger RNA from Sorex araneus (European shrew), 4512 nucleotides. RefSeq names its product eukaryotic translation initiation factor 2 alpha kinase 3 (gene EIF2AK3). Bases 191 to 3538 code for a protein of 1115 amino acids. Lineage: Eukaryota; Metazoa; Chordata; Mammalia; Eulipotyphla; Soricidae. The record is from RefSeq and is a predicted model, not a curated record. Gene Ontology annotation, biological process: protein phosphorylation. The transcript is spliced from 17 exons. Gene Ontology annotation, molecular function: protein binding; ATP binding; protein kinase activity.